GGGGUCUUAUCCCACUCGGGCUGCCCCCUGGUGUACGUAGGAUUGGGGUGACCUGGAUGCUUCUUGCUCAUCUGCUCCUGGCUGGGCCACUACAGGUUCCUAGGAGGUGAGUGCGGACGGUAUGCAAAGUUGUGAAUCCAGUGGCGACAGUGCGGAUGACCCUCUCAGUUGUGGCCUACGGAGAAGGGGACAACCUCGUGUGGUGGUAAUCGGUGCUGGCUUGGCUGGCCUGGCUGCGGCCAAAGCGCUUCUAGAGCAGGGCUUCACGGAUGUCACUGUGCUCGAGGCUUCUAGCCGCAUCGGAGGCCGUGUGCAGAGCGUGAAACUUGGACACGCCACCUUUGAGCUGGGAGCCACCUGGAUCCAUGGCUCCCAUGGAAAUCCUAUUUAUCAUCUAGCAGAAGCCAAUGGCCUUCUGGAAGAGACAACCGAUGGGGAACGCAGUGUGGGCCGCAUCAGCCUCUAUUCCAAGAAUGGCGUGGCCUGCUAUCUUACCAACCACGGCUGCAGGAUCCCCAAGGACGUGGUUGAGGAAUUCAGCGAUUUAUACAACGAGGUCUAUAACUUGACCCAGGAGUUCUUCCGGCACGAUAAACCAGUCAAUGCUGAAAGUAAGAACAGCGUGGGGGUGUUCACCCGGGAGGAGGUACGCAACCGCAUCAGGGAUGACCCCGAUGACCCAGAGGCCACCAAGCGCCUGAAGCUUGCCAUGAUCCAGCAGUACCUGAAGGUGGAGAGCUGUGAGAGCAGCUCACACAGCAUGGACGAGGUGUCCCUGAGCGCCUUUGGGGAGUGGACCGAGAUCCCUGGCGCCCAUCAUGUCAUCCCCUCAGGCUUCAUGAGAGUUGUGGAGCUGCUGGCUGAAGGCAUCCCCACCCAUGUCAUCCAGAUGGGGAAGCCUGUCCGCUGCAUUCACUGGGAUCAGGCCUCGGCCCGCCCCAGGGGCCCUGAGAUUGAGCCCCGGGGUGAGGGCGACCACAAUCAGGACACCGGGGAGGGUGGCCAGGGUGGAGAGGAGCCCCGGGGGGGCAGGUCGGAUGAGGACGAACGGUGGCCAGUGGUGGUGGAGUGUGAGGACUGUGAGAUGAUCCCAGCGGACCACGUGAUUGUGACCGUGUCGUUGGGUGUGCUCAAGAGGCAGUACACCACCUUCUUCCGGCCAAGCCUGCCCACGGAGAAGGUGGCCGCCAUCCACCGCCUGGGCAUCGGCACCACUGACAAGAUCUUUCUUGAAUUCGAGGAGCCCUUCUGGGGCCCUGAGUGCAACAGCCUACAGUUUGUGUGGGAGGAUGAGGCAGAGAGCCGCACCCUCACCUACCCACCUGAGCUCUGGUACCGCAAGAUCUGCGGCUUCGAUGUCCUCUACCCGCCGGAGCGCUACGGCCACGUGCUGAGUGGCUGGAUCUGCGGGGAGGAGGCCCUCGUCAUGGAGAAGUGUGAUGAUGAGGCUGUGGCUGAGAUCUGCACGGAGAUGCUGCGUCAGUUCACAGGGAACCCCAAUAUUCCAAAACCUCGGCGAAUCCUGCGCUCGGCCUGGGGCAGCAAUCCCUACUUCCGAGGCUCCUAUUCAUACACACAGGUGGGCUCGAGUGGGGCAGAUGUGGAGAAGCUGGCCAAGCCCCUGCCAUACACGGAGAGCUCCAAGAUGGCACAUGGAAGCUCCACAAAGCAGCAGCCUGGUCACCUUUUAUCUUCCAAGUGCCCAGAACAGUCCCUGGACCCUAACAGGGGCUCCAUAAAGCCCAUGCAGGUGCUGUUCUCUGGCGAGGCCACUCAUCGCAAGUACUAUUCCACCACCCAUGGUGCUCUGCUCUCCGGCCAGCGCGAGGCUGCCCGUCUCAUCGAGAUGUACCGAGACCUCUUCCAACAGGGGACCUGAGGGCUGUCCUCACCGUCGAGCGUGUUCCUUAAAGAACCACUAACUCGUGACCUCCAGCCCGCCCCCUGCUGCCCUGUGCUCUUAACUUCCCAAUCCUCUGUAGAAUGGAUUUCUACCUUCUGUAGAGCUAGGCGCCCUGACUGGCUUCUGACCUGGCCCUGUAGCUUUUCCUUUUCUCCAUGCCGGGUUGUGACCAGGACAGGCCGUUGAUUUACGUCUGUGCUAGGAUCGCUGCCUGCCCCAUGCCUGGCCCUCCCCUCCCACCUUGGUAUUGUAAGUGCCUUCAAUACUUUGCAUUUUGGGAUAAUAAAAGAGGCUACCCUUCCUGUGCCCGUCAGCAUCUCUCUUCGGUUUUCU
Carlito syrichta (Philippine tarsier) is the source of this 2236-nucleotide messenger RNA. It is a transcript of the gene SMOX, whose product is annotated as spermine oxidase. NCBI's taxonomy places the organism in Eukaryota, Metazoa, Chordata, Mammalia, Primates, Tarsiidae. The coding region runs from base 122 to 1879 and encodes 585 amino acids. The record is from RefSeq and is a predicted model, not a curated record. Gene Ontology annotation, molecular function: polyamine oxidase activity. The transcript has 8 exons.